AUGUGCAUCUACAUGCUCUGGCAACAUCCGCUGUCUCAGGAUCUCUUUGCUGGUGGGCCGGAGCCCUUGCAAGCUUCAGAAGCGGGCGAUCCCUUGGAGGGUUUAACGCCUUUGGAUCGGCUGCGCGUGAAGCGGGCCUGGCGGGAGAUGCAAAGGUUGCCAUGGAUCCGUCAGGGGCGCUUGCCUUCAGCGGUCUAUUCCUGGUUGAGCUCCCGUGGAAUUCACUGCAAUGCGGGAGAGUUGGCCUUAGCCAUGCUCCAGCGACAGAGAGAUCACGAGAGGCACUUGGAGGUGCAUCCAGAGAAGAACCCGGAGGUGCCUCCUGCGGUGCUUCUAUCAGCCAAGGUGCUCCUCUUGCGCGCGGCAGCGCACAACGACCUCUGUAUCUUGGAGGCAAAAGAGGCUGCCAGGCUGAAGGCGGAGGCAGAAGCGUUGGAGGCAGCCAAGCGUCGAGCGCAAGCUUUUCAAAAAUGGUGCCAGCGCAAAGCAUCUGUGCAGGCGGCGGCCGCGGCCAAUGCGUUGCUGAUGGCCUUCCAAGGAAGAGAAGUUUCGCAGGCACGGAAAAGACCAUUGUGGAUGCGCUUCUGUUUCUCGGGCAGCACCGAAGCGGUGGUCUCCGUACUGCCUUCCGCCUUCAAGCGACGGAUGUUGGAACCGCAGGAGGCACGCUAUGGGAUCUCAGUGUGGGGCUAUGUGCACUUGGAAUGGCCCAGUGACAAGGAGGAUGUCUUUAGCCACCAGGAUGCAGAAGCUGGAGAACUCAGAUCCACAUCCAUUUGGGUCUACAGUUCUACUAUGGGUGCCCUGGGCAGGUUAGCGUUUCUUCCAGUUCUGCCAGCUAUUUUUCGGAUCGAAAUCUCAGUGACGCCACGACUCCAUCAGGCCGCGCGGGUCAUUGUGGAGAAGUACUAUGGCAAGCUGACGCUGGAUUUCCAGGUCAACAAGAAGAUCACGGAGGAGGUUGCGACCAUCCCAUCCAAGCGUUUGCGCAACAAGAUCGCCGGAUUCACCACCCAUCUCAUGAAGCGCAUCGGAAAGGGCCCCGUGCGUGGCAUUUCGCUGAAGUUGCAGGAGGAGGAGCGAGAGAGGCGAAUGGAGUUUGUGCCAGAUCGCUCUGAGGUGAACACGGAUUUCAUCCAGGUGGAUCCCGACACGCGGGAGAUGCUCAAGGAGAUGGAGAUGGAUCGUCUGCCCAAUAUCUCCACUUCCAACACCACCUUGUCGGGCUUCGCCAUGGGUCGGGAAUCCAUGCCGGGUAUGUCGCAAGUGAGAAUGAUGGGCUCUGAGUGGCUGCGGCGUUUGUUCAAAUGGCGCGUGCGAAUCCUUUGGGAUCCUUUGGGCGCAGUCUCUCAUGUGGACUUGGCCGUGGAGCCACCAACCUCAAAGGAAGGUCCUCAAGAUUUGAUGUCGUUACCUAGUCUGGACGGCAGCCCGCCGCAACCUUCGGAGGCCAAGGUCUGUACAAGCCUGGACUGGUGGGAGGAUCAUUUCGGACUCACCGUCACCUUUACAGAUCCCAAAGAGGCCUUUCAGUUGCAGGUGGGUUCCCCGGUCUUCAUGGCCCGGCAGCACCUGGAGUCGGUUUCUUCGCUGCCAGAACAGGAGGACAGCGUGACCGGGAUGUUGCCCAGCUUCUUGUUACAUGAGGCGAAGGAAGAGCAGAAGCGUGCGCUUUGGAAUCACGCCGUGCAAGCUGACCCGCGGCUCACUGGCACCAUGGGCUUCGAGGAUCCAAUGAUCACACAACUGGAAGAUGCCAUUCGCGCCUCUGCUUGGCCUUCGCGAACCUGGGUGCUGGCAGGCGUCUUCUUCGCGGCCCUGGCUGAGUCCUUGGGACGUUCGGGCUUUUCGGCAGAGGAGGCGGCACGCCGCGCGAUGCUCCUGGGCAUCUGCGCCAAGUUGAUGGCCAAACAGGGCCGUCGUCGGGACGCACACGCUCGCGAGCUGGACUUAAUGGAGGUCGAAUCGGAAGGACCUGAGAACGCUUCCAUCGAGGAGGUCGCACCGAUGGUGUCCUUCAAGAACUUCCACACCGAUAUCAGUGAGCAGCCGCCCUCACCGACGUCCACCGCCACACAGGUUCUGCGCGAGGCGCUUGCACGCGAUCCGGUGGACUUAGAGGAGCUCUCGAUGGCCUUGGAACACGCGCGCCGUGCCGAUGUGGAUGUGGUGCUGCUGCAACGUGGGGAGGAGAUCUUUAUGAACAUCAUCGAGAAGCAGGGUGCAGUGACCCGCUUGGCCACAGCGAUCCAAAACCGGAUGUUGAAGGAGUUGCGCGCCGCGGUGCAAAAGGCAGAAGAGGUGCAGUUGCAACCCAGCGAGUAUCCGGAUUCGGCCGGAUGUGGAAUCCUACAACGAGCGCGUGAUGUGGUGAAAGAGGAAGAAUUAGCAGCUCUGGAGGAACUGAGUAGCGCCAUGAAGAGUGGAGGGGCACCACGGGGAAGCUUUGCCACCCUGAAACCAGAUGACUUGCAGAAACUGAAACAGAUCCUGGGCCCACAGAACGUCAUGACACCAGAGGAGGUGGAACGAGAGGAUUUGCUGAGAUACAACCAGGACUGGAUGGGCAAAUGGGAGGGUCGUAGUGCAGCGGUGUUGAAGCCAGCAACCACAAAGGAAGUCUCCGAAAUCCUGGCGUAUGCGAAUGGGCAAAAUCUGGCCGUGGUGCCACAGGGCGGGAACACAGGCCUGGUGGGUGGCUCCGUGCCGGUGCAUGACGAAUUGGUGCUGUCCUUGCUGCGGAUGAAUCACAUCGAAGCCUUGGACACGGUUUCGGGCAUCGUGACGGUUCAAGCUGGCUGUGUGCUGGAACAGCUUGACCAGUACUUGGCUCAGCAUGGUUUCAUGGUUCCACUGGAUUUGGGUGCCAAGGGUACCUGCACUAUUGGUGGCAAUGCUGCUACCAAUGCAGGAGGCCUGCGAUACCUGCGCUACGGAUCCUUGAGAGGCAAUAUCCUGGGAGUUGAAGCAGUGUUGGCCGACGGCCAGGUGGUGGAUAGCCUGUCGGCUUUGCGGAAAGACAAUACCGGCUAUGGUCUGCCACAGCUCUUCAUUGGCUCAGAGGGAACACUAGGUGUGAUCACUAAGUUGACGAUCUUGUGUCCACCUCGUCCCAAAGCCGUCAACAUUGCCUUCUUCGCCUGCUCGAGCUUCGAACACGUGCAACGGACUUUCGCCCUGGCACGGCAGAAGCUGGGCGAAGUGCUCUCGGCGGUGGAGUUCUGCGAUCGCAUGGCCAUCGACUUCGUGCUGCUGGGCGGCGCCCUGCGCACAGUAGGAGUCAGGGAAGCUCUGACUCAAGCGUUCACCCUCCUCGGGCAGGGCGAUGUGGACAUGUUCAUGCUCUGCGAUAAUCCGUGCGAGCCAGAUGACAUGUCACUGCCUUAG
Cladocopium goreaui is the source of this 3387-nucleotide messenger RNA. NCBI's taxonomy places the organism in Eukaryota, Dinophyceae, Suessiales, Symbiodiniaceae. The record is from the annotation of a GenBank genome assembly.